AUGGCAGAAGACAGGGCUGUCCUCAAGGUCACCGGGGACUUGAAAGCUGCUGUCUCUGCCAUCCUCCAGGGUUACGGGGAUGGGCAGCAGUGUGUGACAGAUGCCAGCGCUGAGUUGCACAGACUCUGUGGCUGCCUGGAGUUGCUGCUGCAGUUUGACCAAAAGGAGCAGAGGAGCUUCCUGGGGCCUCGGAAGGAUUAUUGGGACUUCUUCUGCACUGCCCUGAGGCGGCAACAGGGGAAUAUGGAGCCGGCCCAUUUCGUCCACUCACAGGACAAGUUGAAGACCCCAUUGGGGAAAGGGCGUGCCUUCAUCCGCUUCUGCCUAGCCCAUGGACAGCUGGCUGAGUCCCUGCAGCUCUGCCUCCUGGACCUAACACUCACCAGGAAAUGGUAUGGCCCUCGGAGCCCUCUGGUGUGUCCUGAGCUCCAGGAAGACCUCUUGGACUGUCUUUACACUCUCAAUGGGGUGUCUUUUGACUUGGAUCUGCAGAGGCCAGACCUGGAUGAGGCCUGGCCCAUGUUCUCAGAGUCGUGUUGCUUCAACUCCAGACAAGUUCAGGGAAGAAGACCCAGAAAGACUAAAGCUUCCCCAAAGAAGAUCUCAGCUGCACCUGGAGGCCGCAAAGGAGUCCAUCAGGAGGAGCCACACCCUACCCAAGGUGACUGUCUGGGAGAUGCAUCCAAAGAAGGCUGCUUGGCACAACUCCCAGGAUCUGAGCCACACAAACAUCUUUCCCCCUUUUUGGAAAAGAAGAGAGAAGAUCCCAGAAGCCACAGAAGCCCCUGGAACAUGUGGGAACCAGAGGAAGAGGAGCUCCAGCAAGUUCAAAGGGAGGGAGCUCCAAGGCCUGGGAUCUACCUGCAGAACCCAACACCCAGCAUCCAGGGACAGGGGGAGGGAGCCAAGGGAGUUGUGAAGGAGGCAACAGGGACAGAAACUAAGGGCACAGUGGUUCUUUCAGGAGCAAAAGGUCAGAGAUCAAUACAGGAAACUCAUGAAGGGGAAGUAGAGUGGGGCCAUGCUCACAGGCUCCUAGUCUCCAACCCCAGACAGACAACAGAGGAAGAAGCAACAUUGGGGUACAGACAGGAGUUAGAGCCUAGUAUCCUGGGGGACUCCCAGGUCCUUCAGGGCCUGGGAAAAGGGGAAGGAUCUAUCACAGAGAAGCCACAAGAGCAAACACAACUGACCAGCCUAGCUGGGAGAGAGAAGCAAGCAGAGGUGCCCCUGCAGGAUCUGGUUAAGAGCCUCAGACAUCAACUUCUGAAGGCCACAGAGCAGGUCCAGCACCAGGAACAAUUGCUGAGGGAGCAGGAGGGGGUACUGAAGGCCUUGCAGGAACAACUCAGCAGGUGUCAGGAAGAGAAGGCUGGGCUGCAGGCAGCACUAGAACAGAAGCAACAGGAAUCUGAGCGGAAGGACGCCCUGUAUCAAGAGGAGCUUGGAGGGCAGCGGGACCUGGUCCAAGCCAUGAAAAGGAGGGUGUUGGAACUGAUCCAAGAGAAAGACAACCUGUGGCAGAAGGUCCAGCAUCUCUCUUCUGUGGUUCCUGGAUGCUGUGUCAGCUGCAGCAAGAUCUUUGGCCGGCUAUCUCGGCGGUAUCCAUGCAGGCUCUGUGGAGGCCUAGUUUGCCAUGCCUGUUCCACGGAUUACAAAAAGAGAGAGUGCUGCUGCCCAGCCUGUGCCCAGAGAAGAGAUGCCCAGUUCUGA
Molecule: messenger RNA, 1713 nt
Organism: Chrysochloris asiatica (Cape golden mole)
Lineage: Eukaryota; Metazoa; Chordata; Mammalia; Afrosoricida; Chrysochloridae
Gene: RUFY4
Product: RUN and FYVE domain containing 4
Exons: 11
Coding region: 1-1713 (570 amino acids)
Biological process (GO): positive regulation of macroautophagy
Source: RefSeq, a predicted model, not a curated record